GUUCUGGGAUGCUGUGGGGGCGCGGGCCUUUUUCCCACGUCGGCUGUCCUCGCGGGCGCGGUCUCGGCUCCUGCCCGGCUUAACCAACGGAUGAUGGGGGCUCUGGGCGUCCGCCGCGGCCUGGAGUGGCUACUGGGCCUCUACUUCCUCUCCCACGUCCCCAUCACUCUGCUCUUGGACCUGCAGGUGGUGCUGCCGCGCGAAUUCUACCCGGUCGAGCUGACAAACCUGCUGAAGUGGUAUACUAAGGAGUUCAAAGACCCUCUGCUCCAGGCCCCCCCAACAUGGUUUAAGUCCUUCCUGUUUUGCGAGCUUGUGUUCCAGCUGCCUUUCUUUCCCAUAGCGACGUACGCCUUCUUAAGAGGAGGCCGCAGGUGGAUCCGCACCCCUGCAAUCAUCUACUCAGUUCACACCAUGACAACUCUAAUUCCAAUUCUCUCCACGUUUCUGUUUGAUGAUUUCUCCAAAGCCAGUGGUUUCAAAGGACAAGGACCUAAGACUUUCCACGAACGACUUACCCUCUUGUCCAUCUAUGCCCCCUACUUUCUCAUCCCUCUUAUGCUUCUACUUUUCAUGUUGCGGAGCCCCUACUACAAGUAUGAGGAGAAAAGAAAGAAAAAAUGAGAGAAAUAAUGACUGGCUUGGUCGGGGGGUGGGGAGAUGCCCAUAGGGCAGUUUUCCGGUUGGACCCAGUAUGAGGAAAACUGCUCAGAACCCAUGUCUUCAGUAGCAUUUGAAACACACCAGCGACACAGAAAGAGCAAGACUCUGGCAGGAGCCACAUCAGAACCCCCCCUUCUGAGGACACUGGUGCAAACAGACCAAUCACCUGAGCACGGACUGAAGGGUGUGGGCUAGGUUAUAGGGAAGUGGUGCCAAAUACCUCACCGCGUGCCCAAGUUCCAUCGUGAGCAGGACCAGACCAGAUCCUGGAUAAACUUCCAAGAAACGUGGCCUGCUUGGCACAUUCAUGAGUCACCUGACCCACAGUGCCCAUGUGAUUAAACCCUUGACUCCUGAUUCUCCGCAGCAUAUCCUUUAUCAGCAAAAUGAAGAGUGGGAUUUUUCAGGUCAUUUUUAAGUUUGAAAUUAUGCCUCUUUAAUAUUCAUUCAAAACUGUAUCAUGGG
This is a messenger RNA of Odobenus rosmarus divergens (Pacific walrus), 1128 nucleotides long. It is a transcript of the gene TMEM97, whose product is annotated as transmembrane protein 97. The transcript has 3 exons. The record is from RefSeq and is a predicted model, not a curated record. Bases 91 to 624 code for a protein of 177 amino acids. Gene Ontology annotation, cellular component: endoplasmic reticulum. NCBI's taxonomy places the organism in Eukaryota, Metazoa, Chordata, Mammalia, Carnivora, Odobenidae.